AUGAUCUCUACAGCACCUCUCUAUAGCGGGGUGCACAACUGGACCAGCACAGAGCGGAUUCGCAUGUGUGGCCUCAACGAGGAGAGGAGAGCCCCCCUUUCUGAUGAGGAGUCUAAAACGAGCAGCUCCCAGCACUUGGGGUCUCAAGAGUUUUGCGUCAGCAGCAGCCUUUCCAAGGUGGAGCUCACGGCAGUCAGCGGUGGUGGCAGUGGUGCCCAGGGGCUGGAUGCUGAUGGCAAGGUGGAGGAAAAGCUUGGGCCCAAACUGGAAGAGCAGCCGCCUGAUCCCAACCCAAACCCGGAGUGUGCGGGAAAGACUGUGAAAGAUGAUGCCCCGGGCCCUCUGGCAAGCCAGGGGGAUGGCAGAGGGCAGGAGCCCGCAACCCCCAGAGCUGCGGAGCAGGAGAGCAGUGGUGCUGAUGCUGCCUGGACACCUGCAGAUCCUCAGAGCGAGAAGCCGGCGGACGCUCCUCCAGCCUGCUCCGUGGCUCCAGAGAGCGAGCCUGCUGGGAAGGAGAAAACCACCCCAAGCGCCGGAGCACAAGGGCCAGGCGUGCUGGCAGAAGGGACAUUGUCUGUGGUUGUCUCCAGCUGCAACACCUCUGCCUCCACUCCCGCUACUUUUACUUUGAACAGAGUGUGCUUUCCCACAUCUCAGGCCCCUGCUAUGCAAAAAAUGCCCCUGUCCUUUCAGGCUGGGGCGGUUCUGAGCCCCAGCCAGUCGCUGGUGUACAUCCCACCACCCAGCUGCGGGCAGCCGCUCAGCGUGGCUACGCUUCCAGCCACCCUGGGGGUCUCCUCCACACUCACCCUCCCCGUCCUACCUUCCUACCUACACGAGCGUUGCCUGCCGGGCAUUAUCGCUUCCCCAGAGCUACGCUCCUACCCCUACACCUUCUCCGUCACCAGACCCUUGGCUUCAGACGCCAAAGUGGUGUCUGUGGAGGUGAAUCAGCUUAGCUGCCCUUCGCCCUCAGGCGGAAGCGGUGCCCAGGCUGCUGCCGAGGGCGCUCCCCCAUCCACCGCUGGCCCUUCCCUCUCAUCCAGCCAGGCUCCGCUGGCAGCAUCGUGCGGGAGCGCUGCUCCCUCUUCCGGCACCGCUGCGCACGCCCGAGCCCCGGCAGCGCCCGAGCCCCACGCACCGGGGGCCGCCACUUCGCUCUCGCCUCUGAAGUCGCCUCCACAGCUAGAGCGUGAGAUGGUCUCCUCUCCCGAGUGCAGCGAGAUGCCUCUCGAUCUCUCCUCCAAGUCCAACCGUCAGAAACUGCCUCCACCCAGUCAACGCAAAACACCUCCCAUGCCCAUCCUCACGCCUGUGCACACCAGCGGCAAAGCGCUUCUCACCACCGUCCUGUCCAAGUCCCAGCGCGCAGCCCAGACUACGGGCAGCAGCGUCACCUCGUGUCUCGGCACCACCCCUCCCUUAGUCAUCUUCCCCGAGUUCCUGCGCAACGGCGAGCAGGGCUCCUGGGUGAAGAACACCACGCUCAUCAGCACCAUUCCAGGCACCUACGUCGGCGUCGCCAACCCGGUGCCUGCCUCGCUGCUGCUCAGCAAGGACCCCGGUGUGAGCUUCAGCAGGGACCCCCGCCACCUGCCCAAGCAGGAGCCUAUUUCUAUCAUCGAUCAGGGAGAGCCUCGCGGCGCCAGCGUUCCCUGUGGGAAGAAAGCCAACCAGGUCAGCGCAGAAGGACAGCAGGAUCCUGCCAGGAGACUUCUUCAUGGCAGAGUUGCUCCAGGAGCUCCUUUGUGUCAGUCCAAGGACAUCUCCACCUGGAACCCCGGCCAGGGAAGCGUGUACCCGCGAUGCCCUGUGAAUGGAAAACCUUCCAAUCCUCAGCUUCUGCCUCUUGGCUGGUCUCCUUAUCAUCAGACCCCGCUGCUUUCAAUUGGCAUCUCCACCGCAGGGCAGCUGCCCCCGAACCAGAACAGCUCCUGCAAGCCAGCUGGUGCAGGUGAGCUCCCGACAUUCCCGAGCGUGCCGUCCACAGAGUCCAGCACGGCCGCCCAGAGCCUGCCAGAGGGGCUGCCCAGGCUCCCGCCGCAGGAGCGGGAAGCUGUGGCCAAGAGCAAGAGCUGCCGGGCCUUGCCCAAGCUCUAUGAGGAGCCGGCCAAUCCAGUCCCGCUGGAUGCAGGUCCAUCGCUUCAGACCAGCGCUUUGGAUGUGAAAGGGGGGAAGGGGAAGCUGGACAACCCUCAGAAGAGUCAAGAGUGUGAUCAGCCCGAAGCUGACUCCAGUAAGGAGGGCAGUGUACAGACUGAGGCUCCCCAGGGGAGCUGUAGCCUCAAACAGUUGGAUGCAAAGCCUAAAAACCAAGUGUUAGCGGCAUAUUUGUCGCAUGAUCUGCCCGCGGCCGGGCAGCAGAGCCUGCGAGUGAUUUCAGAGGUGCCUGCUGCGCCCACGGAGAGUCAACACAAGGAGCUGGGCUGCGAAGGCUCCCAGGAGCCGCCAGCUGCGGAGCCCGUCCAGUGCGUGCGUCAGGCGGAUCUGUGCAGGGUCAAGAAGGAGCGAGGGGAGUGUGACACGUCGUUUACUUCUGUGACUUGCCUGCGAGCCGGGACUGCUCCCCAGGCCUUUGCCGAGGUCAAGCUCAAAGGAGCGGGCCAAAUCAAGCAAGAGAGCAGCGUGCGCUGCAAGUCCAAGCGGCAGCAUGAUGGGGACGCCAGGCAGGCCCACAAGAGACUGAAGUGCCAAGCCCAGGACGGCGAGGAGUCCCCGGGCAAAUCGGGGAGCCGGAGCGUGCAUGGCCAGAAGUGGCGAAAACACCACGACAAUCCGCACGAACUCAGCAAGCGAGAAGGCCGAACCAGCCUGGGAUCAGUGAAGGAUCACACCAGCCUCAGGGUAAAGCGUAAGCGUAGGAGGCCAACGAAGACGGAGUUCCCAUCUCCGGCACACCGCGGGGACGGCCACGAGGAAGGUUACCUUGAGAAGAAGCCCAAGAACAACUUCCGGGAUUUCAUUCCGGUGGUGCUGAGCAGCCGGACGCGCAGUCAGUCGGGAAGCAUAGCUGGCUCUUCUGCUGGUGUGACGGGAGAGUGUGAUGUGACUGGUCAGGAGAUUUUACCGUUGCUGGAGGAGGAUCAGGAAGAAGAGGAGGAGGAAGAAGAGGAGGAGACAUCCUUGAAACGUCGCAAGCUGCGAAAAUCCCACAGGACGUCCCGCUAUCACAGUCGCAGGGCCAGGGACAGGUCUCUGUCCGAGAGGAGCAGCUGUUACACAAGGAGGACCCGGGAGCUGCCCUGGAGAGUGGAAUCACCCAGGCAGCUGUGGGAGCCCAACGAGGAGGAGGAAGAUGACAGCCACAUCAAAAGGAAGAAAAGGAGACGACAGAAAAGUCGGAAAUACCAGACAGGGGAGUAUUUGACUGAGCGAGAGGAGGAGCGAGGGGGCUACCCCCACAGGAGGCGAAAAUCCAAAGCAGAUUUUAGGUAUCGGAAGCAGAAGGAGGCUGGGCAGGGCAAAGGCACAGAGCUGCGGCUGAGGAGCAGGCUUUCCCCAUCCCCCCGAAAAUCUCAAGGGCGCCCAGACUUUCGGAAUGGCUUCUUCCUGGAGCACUCAGACAGCUCUCCUGUCCAAGAAGAGCUAGAGAAACCAUCAGGAAAACGCAAAUGUAAAACCAAGCACCUGGCAGGGAUCUGUGACGAGGGGAAGGACGUAGUGCUCUAUUGCCUGCAGAAAAAGAGCAGUGACGUGAACCAUCGUGACAACGCAGGCUACACAGCUCUGCACGAAGCCUGUGCGCGAGGCUGGAUCGACAUCCUCCACAUUCUGCUAGAGCACGGCGCCAACGUGAACUGCAGCGCGCAGGAUGGCACAAGGCCUGUCCACGACGCAGUAGCAAAUGACAACCUGGAAACCAUGUGGCUUCUACUCUCCUAUGGUGCUGAUCCCACUCUGGCCACUUACUCUGGGCAGACAGCAGUGAAGCUUGCCACCAGUGAAGUGAUGAAACGCUUCCUCUGCGAUUACCUUUCGGAUCUGCAGGGGCGGACUGAUGGAGAUCCUCGAACAGCAUGGGACUUCUACAGCAGCUCGGUACUAGAGGGGAAAGAUACCAUUGGAUGCGAUCUUCUGCUCAACCCUCCGGGAAGUUCAGACCAGGAGGAAGAGGAGCAAGAAGCAGACAACUUCAUGUUUGAGUUCUCAGACAAGCCACUGCUUCCCAGCUACAACCUCCAAGUGUCAGUCUCUCGGGGGCCCUGCAACUGGUUCCUCUUCUCCGACGUCCUCAAGCGGCUGAAGCUGUCCUCCCGCAUAUUCCAGGCCCGCUUCCCGCACUUCGAGAUCGCCACGCUGCCCAAGGCGGAGUUCCAGCGCCAGGUCUCUCUCAGCCAGGUGCUGGCGCAGGAGGAGGUGCAGGAGAGCCCCGAGCCGGCGCAGGGCGCGGCAGAGACAGUGGAGCUGGUGCACUACGAGCCCGAGCUGCUGCAGCUGCUGGGCUCGGCGGUGGAGUACGAGGCCUGGAGCAGCUGA
Nipponia nippon (crested ibis) is the source of this 4476-nucleotide messenger RNA. NCBI's taxonomy places the organism in Eukaryota, Metazoa, Chordata, Aves, Pelecaniformes, Threskiornithidae. The record is from RefSeq and is a predicted model, not a curated record.